AUGUGGUCCAUUGAUUCUGCGCGCUUUCCAGAAGAUUUCCGAUCCACAACAUUCCACCCUCGUUGUCUUAUCAAAUCAAAACAAUUGGCGUGUUCGCCUGGAAAUAUGUCGUGGUUGGAAAAUGAAUGGAAUGAAAAUCUUCAUGUCACAUUCAGCAUCCGCCAAAUGUUGCAAAGGGAAAUCCUUAAAGUGAACGUGAAAACAAUAGCUGAAUCAUUUGUGAUUGAAGCGAAGAUUGAUCCUGAAUUGUCAGAAAAUUGA
Molecule: messenger RNA, 261 nt
Organism: Clunio marinus
Lineage: Eukaryota; Metazoa; Arthropoda; Insecta; Diptera; Chironomidae
Source: the annotation of a GenBank genome assembly